AUGGGGAAAUUUGUCAUGCUCAAAGAAAAGCCGCUGCAUUCCCGACCUCAGCAAAGACGGCUCUUCGUGCAGAUUGCUUGUAUUCUCGCUUUGGUAUGGGUCUGUUAUCGGACUCUGAUCGGCUUGGGGGGGUCCUCGCAUUCUUCGCAAGAUAAUCGUGCAGCGGAGGAUCACCAUCUCACAGAGAGCUUGUCUCGGAUGGUGAAGCUGCUACCAGAUGAAUCCCAGACCUACAAGCUGCUGAAGCCGGUUGGGACCACCGGAGAAGAGAGAUUGAAAGAAUUCGGACUGCGCACUCGCGAAUACAAGGAGCUGUUCGAAGCCUGGGAGACAUUACAUAUCAGCACCAUCGGCGACAAUAGAUUUAUCCGCGACGAUGUGAUCCAACGCAUACAGCGCAACCCUCAGAUCGCCAGCUCGCUUUCCAUGGGCCACGCCGAACUGAUCCAAUAUUACGAAUCUUAUCGCUCAACUAUUACCCGUCUGGCGACCCUGUUGUUCCCAUGGACAGCGCCUUACUUCUCGGACCAUUUACAACUGCGCCACCAGUUAUCGCAAGGCGGGCGCGGUCUGGUUUUCACCGCAGGGAACAGCCAUGCUCCCUACUUGCUCACCUCGAUCCCGGUUCUCCGCCAAUUAGGCUGCCACCUGCCGAUCGAAGUGAUGUAUCUGGGCGAUGACGACCUCCAACCGAAAUAUCGGACCCAACUAGAGGCCCUUACAGGCGUGGUAACACGGGACCUGCGGCGGAUGGUCAACGACGUGGGAUGGGAAUUGAGAGGGUGGGCCGGCAAGCCCUUCUCGGUGCUGCUGUCCAGCUUCCGGGAAGUGAUCUUCAUCGACGCGGAUUCUCUAUUCCUGCAAAAUCCAGCGGACCUGUUCGAUGACCCCGCGUACAACGAGACCGGGGCGUUGUUCUUCAAGGAUCGAAUCAUUCUCCCCGAGUCGAAGAAGGAAUGGCUCACGCGGAUUCUUCCGCCCCCGGUUUCCAAGAAUGUGAGGGACACCCGUUUGUGGACCGGUGAGAGUGGCCAUAUGCAGGAGUCAGGCGUCUUGGUCAUCGACACAUGGAGGCAUUUUGUGCCUCUUCUUCUGGUCACCCGCAUGAACGGGCCGGAUCGUGAUGGGGAUUCGGCGCGGGGGGUUAGAGGCGUGUAUGACAUGCUUUUUGGUGACAAGGAAACGUUUUGGCUCGGCUGGGAGCUUACAGGAGUCACGGAUUAUGCAUUCCACGAUGGCGGUGCCGGAACGAUGGGAGUUGCUAAGACUGAGCCGAGCAGCCAAUCCGACAGCUACACCAUCUGCGCACCACAGCUUCUGCACCUUGACCGGACGGGCAGACCUCUUUGGUUCAAUGGGUGGUUGCUACCAAAUAAAUUUUCCAGCAAGGAGCCCGGCAAGUUUGAAUCUUUCAUCAGGGAAGAGGAGGGAUAUGUGAACGAUGACAGUCCGUGGCAGCUGCGCACCAGCAACGUUUGCUGUCUCACGUCGAACAAGGUGUUUGACUUUUCCGACAAGGAGAAGCGUGUUCUCGAAAUGACUAUUGAUUCAGGGAGGCGCACGGGAGCAUUGGGAGAGAAGAGCACGAGCUCAUAG
Molecule: messenger RNA, 1596 nt
Organism: Penicillium riverlandense
Lineage: Eukaryota; Fungi; Ascomycota; Eurotiomycetes; Eurotiales; Aspergillaceae
Product: putative alpha-1,3-mannosyltransferase
Exons: 3
Coding region: 1-1596 (531 amino acids)
Biological process (GO): protein O-linked glycosylation
Cellular component (GO): Golgi apparatus
Molecular function (GO): alpha-1,3-mannosyltransferase activity
Source: RefSeq, a predicted model, not a curated record